CGCAUCUGAAGAGCUGAACAAAAAGAGGAGAGAGAAAGAGGCGGAGGAGAGAGAAAGAGAGAUUUCGAAUUCUCUCUCUCCCUCGUUCUCGUUAUAAUAAAGCCCUCUAUUUGGAGUUCGAUUAGGGUUUUGACUUCGUCUCUUCGUUCUCUUAGUUUAAGGUCUGAGUCUAUCUUUGCUAUUAAUUAAUGGCAUCGGGUAGCACAUAUUUGGAUGAUGUAAGAAUGAGUCCUGAGGUUGUUGAUCCUCCGAGAAUUGAAGAUACUACCGAAGUUAUUGACCUUAUAGGAGACCAUAUUCAACAUUCACCCAAAUCUAAUGUGGUUGUUGCCAGCAAUGUUCGUGAACUACUGGAAUGUCCUGUUUGCUUAAAUGCGAUGUACCCGCCCAUCCAUCAGUGUUCAAAUGGCCACACACUGUGUUCUGGUUGCAAGCCAAGGGUACACAACCGUUGUCCCACGUGCAGGCACGAAUUGGGCAACAUUAGAUGUCUUGCUCUGGAAAAGGUUGCUGCUUCUUUGGAAUUGCCUUGCAAAUACCAGAACUUUGGUUGUAUUGGUAUUUAUCCAUAUUACUCCAAGUUGAAGCAUGAAGCACAAUGCAUAUAUCGGCCGUAUAAUUGUCCCUAUGCUGGCUCUGAGUGCACUGUUGUAGGCGACGUUCCUUAUUUGGUGACUCACCUGAAAGAUGAUCACAAGGUCGACAUGCACAAUGGGAGCACCUUCAACCACAGAUAUGUCAAGUCAAAUCCACAUGAAGUAGAGAAUGCAACAUGGAUGCUUACGGUUUUCAGUUGCUUUGGACAGUAUUUUUGCUUACACUUUGAGGCAUUUCAGCUUGGCAUGGCUCCUGUCUACAUAGCAUUUUUGAGAUUCAUGGGAGACGAUAGCGAGGCUAAAAACUACAGCUACAGUUUAGAGGUCGGAGCCAAUGGGCGCAAAUUGAUAUGGCAAGGGGUUCCUAGAAGCAUAAGAGAUAGCCACAGGAAAGUUCGUGAUAGUUAUGAUGGUCUCGUUAUUCAACGGAAUAUUGGGCUUUUCUUUUCUGGUGGAGAUCGGAAGGAGCUGAAGCUUAGGGUCACUGGUAGAAUUUGGAAGGAACAAUGAGAAAGGAACUAGAAGUUUGCUUAUUUUAUGUAGUAUAUGUUUGGUUGUGUACCCUUUUUCAUUUUGAUGUUAGGGUUCAGGGAUAAUGUAGUGAGUUGGGUGUUUAGAGGCAAAUUUCUCUUUGCUUCUACUGUUGAAUGGAAAUGGGGAAUCUUUGCUAUAUAUUUUAUCCUCCUGGCUCCUGUGUUGUAUUUUUGAUUAUCUACUGUUUUCCGCUUUGCGGUUAGGGGUUUACUGACAAUGUAAUGAGUUGGGUUUUCAGAGGCAAAUUCCUCUUUGCUUUGUAGUGCAGCAUAUAAAUGAAAGAUCACUGCUAUGUAUGUGUA
Messenger RNA from Asparagus officinalis (garden asparagus), 1432 nucleotides. RefSeq names its product E3 ubiquitin-protein ligase SINAT5-like. Gene Ontology annotation, molecular function: zinc ion binding; protein binding; ubiquitin protein ligase activity. Gene Ontology annotation, cellular component: cytoplasm. The record is from RefSeq and is a predicted model, not a curated record. Gene Ontology annotation, biological process: multicellular organism development; ubiquitin-dependent protein catabolic process. The coding region runs from base 189 to 1106 and encodes 305 amino acids. NCBI's taxonomy places the organism in Eukaryota, Viridiplantae, Streptophyta, Magnoliopsida, Asparagales, Asparagaceae. The transcript has 4 exons.